AGAGGGAGCGAGAGAGAUCCAAUGACAGAAAAGGCACCACCACUCUGCGUCGUAUUCAUCGUAGCUUUGCUUCUUUUAUCUCCUCUCUUCUUAGGACAGUUAGAAGCAAUAUCGACCAAACAAGCGAAGCAUCGAAAGAUGGGGAAUAGAGGAGAAGAGGAAAAUAGGAUAAAUGGAAUUGUUAUCCAAAUAAAAGCCAAAGUGAAGCGAAGCUACUCAAAAAAGGGACCUCAGAAAAAGGAACCUUACAAAAGAGUUCCUCCUAAGAAACCACCUUGCAAGCCCCCGACGCAUCCUCAUUAGACGAUUGCUUCCUUUUAUUCAAUGUUUACGUAGUAAUUCAACAGCAAGAAAUGUUCGUUUACAAUGAUCGAUUUUAAGAAAAUAAAGAAACUGGAUUGUUUUAUAAAAUGUUUAUAUCAAC
Eutrema salsugineum is the source of this 424-nucleotide messenger RNA. RefSeq lists its product as uncharacterized. The transcript has 2 exons. The record is from RefSeq and is a predicted model, not a curated record. Lineage: Eukaryota; Viridiplantae; Streptophyta; Magnoliopsida; Brassicales; Brassicaceae. The coding region runs from base 22 to 303 and encodes 93 amino acids.